CCGAGCGGUUCGCGUUACCAUCGCACCUUGCGGGGACCCGUCUGUCACGCGCGCAGUUAAGAAUUCAUAAAUAGUGAUAUAUAUAUAUACAUAAUAUCAUUGUGUAUUCCGUUUGAUUCGUCUCUGUAUCGUCGUGUACCGAAGUGCGCGUGUGUUUUCGACAUUGUUUUUCGGCCAUUCUUAUCGAUGAUGACAUUUUACAGGCCGACGUCCGCAUCGAUGCCAUUUUACGGGGGCGAUUACCGACCGGACGACGAGCCGCCACCGGAAGCUGUCUUGGAGGAGAAACGCAUCUUAGAGCACCAAUUCCGAAGACCAUCACCUUCGAGGUUGUCGUCGUCCACGGCAUCGUCUAUCCGGCCACCGACCGCGGCCAGACAGAUUGGCGGCAUUAGUGCCAACCGGUCACUGCGUGCAAGGCCAUCGGGAAGUUCACCCAGGAGGAGUCUACAACGGUCGUCAGUGUUCAGCAACCGGAGAUCUACGACGAUUACAGAUCGUGGAAGGACAGCGUCCAUGCCCGCGGUGCCAAUUGUCAGGGCGAUGUGUGUUUACGAAAGAAUGGGCCAAAUUCGAACUUCACGUAUGGGAAAUGAAGACAUUGAAGAGAUUGAAAUGUUCUUCAUUCAACACAAUCAAAAUAACUUGUUAUUAAAACUGUUUGGAUCCUUGGUAUUGGAUACGUCUUUAAUUAUAUUGCCAAGUUUCGGAAAUGUGCCCAGACCGGAUGGCCCCGUACUGGAAGAAUAUCGCUUGCGGAGCUUCUCGAUCACUGCCAGUGGCGUUUGCAACCUAGGCGACUUCGUACGAUACGCCUCACCACCGUCGUCUACUCGACACCAUCAACCGGUCGGAAAGCGCGAAAGUUGCCCCGCAUCCGUUUCCGGUACGCCGUUGCACCAGCAAAACGCAAAUGGUUCCUCCGCUGCCGCCGCUGCCGCUACCUCGCACACGGUCUGCACGGAAUUCUCCAGAUUCCGAAAACCCAGUACGGCACUGACAAACAAAUUCAAAGCCAACGACACUGUAGAAUCGUAUAAGGUGGCGUUACUAGGGGCCCCGGGUGUCGGAAAGACCACGAUAUCUGUACAGUUUUCAACAUCAGAUUACAUAUGCGUGUACGAUACUUCUAUAGAUGAAGACUGCGCUUGUCGGACCAUCAGAGUGAUGAUAAAUGGGCAGGAAGCUGAACUAACCAUCAUUGAUAUACCAUAUAUAGAAAUGUCGAUUGAAACACUAUGCUCGACUUACAACCCUAAUGUAUUUAUAGUUAUGUAUUCGGUUGUCGACGAGAGGAGUUUUGAUAUGGCGGAACAGAUGUUACUGUUUUUAUGGAAAGGCGAAUACAUUCAUACGAGAGGUGUAAUAUUGGUUGGAAACAAAUCAGACUUGGAACGUACAAGAAAAAUUCAAACAAAUGUUGGACGAAAUUUGGCAUACAGUUGGAACUGUAAAUUUAUUGAAACUUCAAGUGGUAUCGAUCAUAAUGUGGACAAGCUACUAGUAGGAAUUUUGGCUCAAAUCAAGCUAAACCCACUCAGAGAAAGGAUGUAUAACAGCAAAAGGAAAAAAUAUAGUGUCACAAAACUGUAUAAGGACUUUUUAGCUUACUUAAGAGGCGUCAAGUCCAGUGAAAACUUAUUCAGUAUUUAAUUAUUUUACUAACAUAACAUAUUUUAACAUUUUUUGUGGACCAAUUUCUUUAUCCAAUACCUAAUUUAUAUUUACCCCCUCAAGUACAAAAUUUACAAAUUUUAUAAAAAAAAAA
This is a messenger RNA of Rhopalosiphum maidis (corn leaf aphid), 1768 nucleotides long. RefSeq names its product GTP-binding protein Rit2-like. Bases 187 to 1653 code for a protein of 488 amino acids. The transcript has 9 exons. Gene Ontology annotation, cellular component: plasma membrane. The record is from RefSeq and is a predicted model, not a curated record. Gene Ontology annotation, molecular function: calcium channel regulator activity; GTPase activity; GTP binding. Lineage: Eukaryota; Metazoa; Arthropoda; Insecta; Hemiptera; Aphididae.